CUUCGGUUGGGCAACAGGAGACUUCCUCGACUGUAUAAAAUGGAAUAAAGGUGAAAACAAAAAAAAUCAGAGGAGAAAAGGAGAGAGCCGACAAAUGUGGAGGCGAAGAAGAUGAUGAAGAACAAGUAGAGAAGAAAAUCACCUCCCUUUUUCGGAGGCUAGGGCAUCCAAGCAAGUACGGCGGGGAGGUCGAUCCGGUAGAUAUUUCUAGGGUUUCUCUUUGCGAACGGGCUGUUUGUCGUGAAAAUCCAUGGAGAUCUGCGGUAGAAUUCUACGAACAGAUGCUGGAUCUGAUACAAACAUGUGGUGGUUCAGCUGAGGGUGUUUAUUUCUAAUAGCAGUUGAUAUCUGCAAGCUGUAAUGACUACGAUCUUGCCGUCCGUUAGUUCUACAGCCUCCACGCCUCAAGGAGUUCAUUCACCAAUGGGGCUUAGUGGAAGUGAAUCAUCGUCUCCUCGUUCUCAAGCCUCUACAGCCUUGCACACACCGUUUGGCCCCGAGUCUAGCAAUGGCGACGACACUGAACUGCUGUCUGUUUCUUGGAAUCAAGAUUACGGAUGCUUCUCUGCUGGCACUAACCACGGGUUCCGAAUCUAUAAUUGUGAUCCUUUCAAGGAAACAUUCAAAAGGGAUUUCAAGAACGGUGGAUUUGGAAUAGUUGAGAUGCUUUUCCGCUGCAAUAUAUUGGCACUUGUUGGUGGUGGUGAGAACCCGCAAUAUCCUCCUAAUAAAGUUAUGAUAUGGGAUGACCAUCAGAGUCGGUGCAUUGGCGAGCUUGCCUUUCGGUCUGAAGUUCGUGCUGUGAAAUUGAGACGGGACAGGAUUGUCGUGGUUCUUGAGCACAAGAUAUACGUGUAUAAUUUUUCAGAUCUAGAACUCCUGAAGCAGAUAGAGACGCUUGCUAAUCCCAGGGGCUUGUGUGUUUUGUCACAUCAGCAGAAUACAUCUGUGCUGGCUUGCCCUGGACUGCAUCGCGGGCAGGUUCGAAUUGAGCACUUUGGGUUGAAGAUGACAAAAUUCAUUAAUGCACAUGAUUCAAAUAUUGCGUGCUUCACUCUGACAAACGAUGGCCUUCUCCUUGCAACUGCUAGUACGAAGGGUACCUUGAUCAGGAUUUUCAACACGAUGGAUGGAACACGUUUGCAAGAGGUUCGUAGGGGAGUGGACAGAGCAGACAUUUACAGCAUUGCCCUUUCUCCAUCCAUUCAGUGGCUCGCUGUGUCUAGUGACAAGGGAACCGUUCAUGUAUUCGGUCUCAGGGUGAGGGUUGUGGGUGAAGAUUCUGCUACUCAUACUAAUGCUGCACAAGCACCAUUGGUUACACAUCAGAACUCUUCUUCUUCUCUUGAUGCCCUUAUUGCACCAAAUACAGGUGCAAAUCCUAGCUCAUCAUUGUCCUUCAUGAAAGGAGUCCUACCAAAAUAUUUUAGUUCAGAGUGGUCUUUUGCUCAGUUUCAUUUGCGAGAAGACACACGUUUUCUUGUUGCAUUUGGUGCUCAAAAUUCCGUGAUUGUUGUUGGCAUGGAUGGGAGCUUCUAUAGGUGCACCUUUGAUGCGGUGAACGGUGGGGAGAUGUUGCAGCAGGAGUAUUUCCGGUUUCUAAAAUCUGACAGCAAACAUAAAGGGGGCUGAUCUCUCCUUAUUCUCUGUUUCCCUUGUCUGUAAAUAUGACUAAUCUGUAAACGUGUGCAUAGUGUCACGCCAUAUUGCACCAGACAUGAAAUUAGCAUGCUUUCUCUUUUAUAUUCUCUUGGCAUUCAAUUGGGUUUUCUCCCAUUGUCUGUAAGGUUCUGAAAUGUGCGAAUGCUUCAACGCUCAUCAAGGUCAUAUAUAGUACUACAAUAUAUUCUCUGCUC
This is a messenger RNA of Nymphaea colorata (pocket water lily), 1856 nucleotides long. Its product is annotated as autophagy-related protein 18c. Gene Ontology annotation, molecular function: phosphatidylinositol-3-phosphate binding; phosphatidylinositol-3,5-bisphosphate binding; protein binding. Gene Ontology annotation, biological process: protein localization to phagophore assembly site; nucleophagy; protein lipidation. NCBI's taxonomy places the organism in Eukaryota, Viridiplantae, Streptophyta, Magnoliopsida, Nymphaeales, Nymphaeaceae. Gene Ontology annotation, cellular component: extrinsic component of membrane; cytosol; phagophore assembly site membrane. The coding region runs from base 361 to 1632 and encodes 423 amino acids. The transcript is spliced from 6 exons. The record is from RefSeq and is a predicted model, not a curated record.